UAGACAAAUGUUGUUUACUUUAUUGUAAGAGCAAUACAAAUAAAUCCCCCAGAAGUAGUUUAUGACUUCAUUCUAUCAAACUUAUCGGGAGAGAAUACACUGUCGAUUCUUCUCGGAAAUAAAAUAUAUUUUCAGUUCGUUAAAUUAUUCCAUCGAAUUUCUAACUUUUGGUCGUGAUAUGUCAUAAAAUCAUAAAUAGAAAAUGGAUAGGGGGCCUAGGCAAGAAAGAGAGCAGCAUCCGAAGGAUCAUGCGAACUUCUUGUCGAUUCUAUUUUUUUCAUACAUGGUGAAAUUUUUACGAAAAGGAAGGAAGCAACAUAUGGAUGAGAAUGAUUUAACGAACGUAAUGGAAAAUAUGAAAACCAAACAUCUGGCCGAAAAAUUGGAAAAUUGUUGGAUAGAACUCCAAAAGACCAAUAAAAAACCAUCACUUCUGAGAGCGAUCACGAGGUGUUUCGGAUACUCCAUGAUUUGGCUAUUCUCUAGUAAUCUUAUCGUAUCAGUAGUGCAAACGUGGACACAUCCAUGGGCGCUAGGUAAAUUUGUGGCAUACUUUGAAAAAGGACAAACCAGCAUUACAACGUCUCAAGCCAUAUUCUAUGCCAGCAUCAUGUUAUUAUGUUCAGGAUUGGGUAGCCUAUGGAGGGAACAUUACCAUCUGUUGAAAACCGAGCUCGGUAUAAGAAUAGAGUCCUCCAUUUCAUCACUCAUAUAUAGGAAGAUUUUGCGAUUAGACCAAACCAAGAACAAGAAAAUAUCUACCGGGAGUGUCAUAACUGGACUUACAAAAGAUAUUUCAAACAUCAAAGAAGUGAUAAUGGUUGGAAUAGAAAACAUAUCGGAUGUAAUACAGUUGAUAUUCACUAUCUAUCUGCUGUACCAAAAGCUUGGGGUUUCCUCCCUAAGUGGAGUUCUCAUAGUCGUGGUCACCACAGUCAUUCAAGUUUUUUUGGCUAGAAUGACUUAUGCUAGUCGAGGUGUAUGUAAUAAAAAGAGCGAUGAAAGAUUGGCGCAAAUCCAAGAGGUACUGAGCUCAAUAAGAUUGGUGAAAAUGUAUGGCUGGGAGGAGUUUUUCGAGAAGAGGCUUAUGAUGUUCAGGAGGAUCGAGUUGAAAAGUCUUUUCAACCUAUACACCCUGAAAAGCUUAGCUCGAGUUAUUGGUUCAGUAACAGGAAAGCUUUCACAUGCAUCCACCCUACUUCUGUGCUUAUGGUUAGGAAGAGAUUUGAACGCUGAUGUGAUCUAUUACGCGAGCUCUUGUUUCCAUCGGGCUUCCAAAGCCUUGGUUUUCUUACCCAUGGGCUUACAAGUAACAUCUGAGUUUUUGAUGGCAUCUAAAAGAGUUAACAUCAUUUUGUACGCCGAGGAAAACCAAACAACGUUCUCUGAAAAAUCAUCAACGAUGAAACCCUCCAUUGUCUUCAAAGAAACAGAUGUGGAAGUUGACAACAUCAAGAUUCUGAAGAACCUUAAUUUAGAACUAGGGGUUGGGCUGAAUGUUCUUAUUGGUCCUUCUGGCUCUGGGAAGACUUCAUUGCUAAAAGCUAUUCUAGACGAAUAUUCUUGCAUAAAUGGUAAAAAAAAUGUCCGAGGUACCAUUUCAUACAUGGCACAAAAAUCAUGGUUGUUUCCCUCUUCGCUAAAACAAAACAUCCUCUUCGGUCAAGCCAUGGACGAAAAGAAAUAUGGAACUGUUUUGGAUAUAUGCGGUUUGACAUAUGACAUAAGUACUUUUUUAUUGGGGGAUGAAGUGAUCCUUACAGAUUGUGGUACGAAUCUGAGCGGUGGACAACAAACUAGAAUAAAUUUAGCACGUGCUUUAUACAAAGAAUCUGACAUUUAUUUGCUGGAUGAUUGCUUGGCCUCCCUCGAUGUGAACAUCAAGAACCAUGUGUUCAAAAAUGCUAUCAAGGGUUAUUUGAGCAACAAGUUAUGCCUUCUAGUUACCCACAGCACACAAUUCUUGGACCAAGCGGACAAUAUCAUCAUUAUGGAUGGGGGCAUCAUCAAAUAUGCUGGGAAACCUUUGAAUCUACCGAAAGAACUACCAAUGAUUGAACAGAAUAUAGAAGAGGAGGAAGAUUUCGAAGUAAUCGAUCAAGAGACAGAAGAUAAUGACGAGGCUGAGAUAGAAGAAGAUGCAUCCCUUCUUCUAAAAAAAGAACCAGAGAAACAAGAAAAUAUAUAUAAAGAAAAGAAUAACACUGGAAAAGUUGGAUUCUACAUUUACAAGAGUUACUUCAAGUAUGGCGGUGGUCUUCAUGUGGUUUUCAUAAUUGGCGGUAUUUACUUCUUUUCAGAGUUGUUUCAUGCAUCUGGCGAGAAACUACUCAGCAACUGGUUGAACGCUAAACAUGCUACUAAUACGACUACUUGGAAUUUUGCGGAGCCCAAUGCAACUUCAACGAUUGCUACGAGUACCAUUCAAGCUAUUUUCUCGAAAAUGCCUUCAGAAAUAUAUUCAACAACGUCGUCGCCCCAGUCUUUCACCACGACAUUUUUCAGAAAUUCCUCGGAGGUUUUGGGUGAAAACAUUACCAACUCCCUACUGAAGGAGGAGAAUGUCAAGCUGUACUAUUCAAUAAGCAUCACCUUCGCUGGUUCUCUGAUCUCUUUCUUAGGUAUCAUCGUAUGCGUAUAUUUUGGUUUGAAAAUAGCGAGAAACAUCCAUCAAGACAUGAUAUAUAAUUUGUUGAAUGGUUGCAUGAGAUUCUUCGAUACCCAUCUGAUCGGUACUAUCCUCACAAGAUUCUCUAGGGAUUUGUUUAUAUUGGAUGAGAGACUUCCCAUAUUUUGGAAUGGACUGAGAACUUUCUUUUCUCUAGCCAUGUGCCUCUCUCUGAUUGCCUCCAUAGGACCUCUGUUCCUAGGGAUUUCGUUAGUUUUGGUUGUGAUACUCUACAAGAUAACAGACUACGUUCUCAGCACGUUGAGGAACUUGCAAAGGCUCAACAGUUCCACCAUGAGUCCUGUAAUUGGGCAUGUCAAUGCAACCCUGGAAGGUUUGAGCAUUAUAAGAACGCAUGGAGUACAGGAAAUACUCAAAGAUGAAUACGAUAAACAUUUAGAUUUGAACAUGACCUCUCUUCAUCUGAAAGAGAUCUCCAGCAGGUUCAUGAACUUCUACUGUCACACAGUUGGAUUAUUUUAUUCAUCUCUGGUCGUUGCCACUCUCAUUCUUUCCAAGGGAAUAUUAGCUGGAGAUGCUGGUUUACUCCUCAACCAAACACACACCCUUACACAUUAUUUGGAAAUACUUCUGUUGCUCUGGACGUUGAUGGAAAACAGCAUGACCAACGUAGAACGUAUCUUAGAAUACCAGAAGGUUCCUAAGGAAAUACGAAAGAAAGGAAGGGUAAUAGAGAACUGGCCAAGUCGUGGAGAAAUUAAAUUCCAAAACCUCAGCCUGUCCUACCGCUCCGACAAUGAAACUGUAUUGAAAAAUCUCGAUUUCGUCAUAGAGCCUGAGCAUAAAAUUGGAAUUGUUGGCAGAACUGGGGCUGGAAAGUCCUCCAUAACCAUGACUUUGUUCAGACUCUACGAAUAUACUGGUAGUUUGAUGAUUGAUGGAGUCGAUAUUAAAACGCUCUCCCUAGAGUUCCUCAGGUCCCAUCUAGCCAUAAUUCCCCAAGAUCCUGUGAUAUAUACAGGUACUUUAAGGACCAACAUUGAUCCCUACGAAGCCUUGAGUGACGAAGAGAUAUGGAAGGUCUUGGAAAUUGUGAAUCUUAAAGAUAAUUUCAAAAGCCUACAGGAGAACUUGAAAGAAUCAAAUCUAAGUAUAGGGCAGAAGCAGCUGAUAUCUAUAGCGCGAGCCUUAACGAAGAAGACAAAAAUUGUCAUCUUGGACGAAGCAACUGCUAAUAUGGACGAUGCUAUGGACGCUCUAAUACACGAAAAGAUCAACGAAUUGUUCAAGUCAUGCACGGUGAUAACAAUCGCUCACAAGUUGAACAAUGUUUUGAACUGUGAUAAAGUUGUUGUCAUGGAUAAAGGGGAGGUUGUUGAAUUUGGCAGUCCUCAGGAUCUGCUGAACAAUACUGGAGGAAUUUUCUACAAAAUGGUUAAUCAGAAGCAUAGCAAAUGAUAUGUAAACUAUAACCACGAGAUCUUUGGACUGAACAAUUUGAACUGAAUGACCAGAUGUACAUAAUACGAGUUGUAGGGAAUAAAAAACUGUUUUUAGUA
Coccinella septempunctata (seven-spotted ladybird) is the source of this 4188-nucleotide messenger RNA. RefSeq names its product ATP-binding cassette subfamily C member 4-like. Lineage: Eukaryota; Metazoa; Arthropoda; Insecta; Coleoptera; Coccinellidae. The coding region runs from base 203 to 4087 and encodes 1294 amino acids. Gene Ontology annotation, cellular component: membrane. Gene Ontology annotation, molecular function: ATP hydrolysis activity; ATP binding; ABC-type transporter activity. The transcript has 9 exons. Gene Ontology annotation, biological process: transmembrane transport. The record is from RefSeq and is a predicted model, not a curated record.